Molecule: messenger RNA, 729 nt
Organism: Sordaria macrospora k-hell
Lineage: Eukaryota; Fungi; Ascomycota; Sordariomycetes; Sordariales; Sordariaceae
Biological process (GO): intronic box C/D snoRNA processing; tRNA processing; rRNA processing
Cellular component (GO): nucleolar ribonuclease P complex; cytosol; ribonuclease MRP complex
Molecular function (GO): ribonuclease MRP activity; ribonuclease P activity
Source: RefSeq, a predicted model, not a curated record
AUGGACCGAAAAAAGAUUGUCCACCGUUUGGACACUCCCUUUUCCGCUGUUGAAUGGCCCCAAAUCAGCCAGGAGAACCAAGAUGCUAUCCUUGAACUCCUUUGUCACCUACUGUCUCCUCUAGGCCAAUACCGAAGAACCUUCGUAACCCCAUCCAAGGGGAAGCGGAAGCGGAAGCUGGCUGAACAACAAGGAGAUGCCAAAACUCCCCAAGUGCCUCCUGCUCCAGAACUAGCCGCCUAUGUUGAUGUCGGCUUGUCAACCAUUUCUCGAAAUCUGCAAGAUCUUCCAGCUGUCGCUGUCAGUGAGAAAACAGAUGAAGCCAAAGGUGACGAGCACGAUGACAAAGUGUCUAGUGGUGGCAAGAAGGCUCCUUACAGCAUCGUUUUUGUGGCCCGCUCAGGCCAGUCCUCAGCGUUCAACUGCCAUUUCCCUCAAAUGGUCGCCGUGGCCUCCAAGUUUCAGCCAAAGGAAGAAAAGAUGAGACUGGUUGGACUUUCCAAGUCCUGCGAGGAAAGGCUAGCAACGGCUUUGGGUAUUCCGAGAGUUUCCAGCAUUGCUGUGAGAGCGGACGCGCCGCAGGCAAAGGGCCUUGUGGACUUUGUAAGGGAACAUGUGACUCCCAUUGAGGUAGCAUGGCUUCAGGAGGCCGGUUCGGGAAAGUUCCGAGAGACGAAUAUCGAGGCGGUGCCGACCAAGAUCGGAAGCAAGAAGACGAAGAGCUCUUAG